Messenger RNA from Lactuca virosa, 1533 nucleotides. The record is from the annotation of a GenBank genome assembly. NCBI's taxonomy places the organism in Eukaryota, Viridiplantae, Streptophyta, Magnoliopsida, Asterales, Asteraceae.
AUGAUGACGUUUUCUCUGUAUUUUUCCUUUUUAGCAGCAGAUAAUCACUUUGCCUUGUUAUCGAUACAACUUCUGCAUAGAGAUACGAAGCUGUUGAAGAUGAUAAGAACCGAAAGGAACAACAAGCCAAGUGUCAUUGCAAAGUUAAUGGGUCUUCAUGAGGUGCCAUUGAAGCAACAGCCAGUUUCUAGACCAAAAAGAGUGUUGUCUGAAAACUAUCUCCAGAAAUCUGCUUCUGUAGGUUCACGAGGAAGAAGAUGGAGUAAAGUUAAGCAAAAGAAUCGGGAGGUAUUAAAGAAACCGAAUUCAACAUUAAAUGAUUCAAGUAAGGAUGUUUCUUUACGGUAUCUUGAGAAAAGAAGUACUACUUUUGGGUGGGAAUUCAAGAAGCAGCUUUUAGAAAGAUCAAAAAGGCCCAAAGUUUGUCAAGAAAUUUGGUCUGGUAUACGGGUUUGUGAUCAUAGUGAGGUGCCUUCAAUGGCGGGUCUUGCGUCAAAGCAGAGAUUAGAAUUAGGAACACAAGAUUGCAAAGAUAAAUCUGCCACCAAAUUGGUAUAUAAACGAUUUAACAUCUCUUCUCUUCCCAAUAAAAAGUUCAAGAAAGUGUCUAAACAUGAUUUGGGAUUCACCUCUGGGAGACAACACAACAAUGUGUUGACAAAUUCUGAGGAUGUUGAAUUUUCUUCUGGUAAUGAAGGGAUCAAACAAAUAGAUGAGAAAGUAGAAUGCAACGAUUCUGCAAAAGAAGGAUGUUUUCCCUGUUCUUUGGAUGUUUCUUUUGAACAGGAUUCACCAUGUGAAGACAGAUUCACGUCUUUAAAUUGCAUCGAUAUCGAUGAUGAACAUGGAAGCAACACGACUGAAGCUCAUCAUCCGAGUCCAAAUUCAGUCCUGGAACCAGACAAUUUAUCAAUCGAUGAAUACGGUGAUAAAUUUAGCACUGAUCUCCAUGGUUUGUAUUUGAAACUUCAGAUUCUGAAAUCAGAAUCGGAAGAAAACCAAUCUAAACCUGAAAUCGUCAUAUCAAGUGACGAGGAUGCUGCCGAAACCGAAAGAUGCUUCGGACCAAAAGAAAGUCAAGAAUUUUCGUACCUUGUCAACGUGCUCAAUGAAAUUGAAAGUUUCGAAAGAUGGCAUUCCGUCGAACACAUUGUGAGCCCCUUGAUUUUUGAAACAUUAGAGAAGAAAUACCGGAAGCAAGAGUCGUGGAAUAAGGCGGAUAGGCGGUUGUUGUUUGAUCGUAUAAAAUUAGGGUUAUCAGAGAUUCUCAGACAACAUGUGGAAUUUAUAGUAUACUCGAAGCUUUUGAAGAGAAAAAUGAGUAGCAUUUUGAGGAGAAACGCCAUUGAAGAAGAACUGUGGAAAAUGGUAGUUAGUGAAGGAAAGGAAGUCAGUGUUAACGCUGACUUAUCUGAGAAGGCUGUGGGGAAGGAACCAUGGUUAGAAGAGUUGGGGGAGGAAGUGGAUUCUAUUGUUGUAGAGAUUGAAGCUUUUUUGUUCAAUGAGCUUGCAUUAGAGCUGGUUGCUUUUUGA